Molecule: messenger RNA, 1455 nt
Organism: Cicer arietinum (chickpea)
Lineage: Eukaryota; Viridiplantae; Streptophyta; Magnoliopsida; Fabales; Fabaceae
Source: RefSeq, a predicted model, not a curated record
AUGGCUGCUAUAUUCAAACUUCCUAUUCUUGUUUUGUUACUAUUAUUGUCUUUAGGUAUAUGUUCAGCUAGAAGGGCUUUGCUCACUUUUGAUGCUGGAGUUGGAUAUGGUUUAGGCCAUGGCAUUGGUGGAGGUGGUGGAUCAGGUUCAGGUGGUGGUGGUGGAUAUGGUGGUGGGGGAGAACAUGGAGUUGUUGGAUAUGGAGGUGGAGGUGGGAAUGGUGGUGGUGGAGGUUAUGGUAUUGGUGGAGAACAAGGUGUUGGUUAUGGUGGAGGUGCAGGAGGUGGAGCUGGGGGAGGUUAUGGAGCUGCUGGUGGUGCAGAACAUGGCAUAGGAUACGGAGGAGGUGGUGGAAGUGGUGGUGGUGGUGGUGGUGGUGGUGGAGGUGGUAGUGGUGCAGGAGGAGCUCAAGGAGGUGGAUAUGGCACUGGAGGAGGAGCUGGUGGUGGUAGUGGUGCAGGAGGAGAUCAUGGAGGCGGUUAUGGUGGUGGUCAAGGAGGUGGAGCUGGCAGUGGUAGUGGUGCAGGAGGAGAGCAUGGAGGUGGUUAUGGUGGUGGUCAAGGAGGUGGAGCAGGUGGAGGCAGUGGUGCAGGAGGAGAGCAUGGUGGUGGUUAUGGUGGGGGUGAAGGAGGUGGAGCUGGAGCUGGUGGAGGCUAUGGUGCCGGGGGAGAACAUGGUGGUGGUUAUGGUGGGGGUGAAGGAGGUGGAGCUGGAGCUGGUGGAGGCUAUGGUGCUGGGGGAGAACAUGGUGGUGGUUAUGGUGGUGGUCAAGGAGGUGGAGCUGGCAGUGGUAGUGGUGCAGGAGGAGAGCAUGGAGGUGGUUAUGGUGGUGGUCAAGGAGGUGGAGCAGGUGGAGGCAGUGGUGCAGGAGGAGAGCAUGGUGGUGGUUAUGGUGGGGGUGAAGGAGGUGGAGCUGGAGCUGGUGGAGGCUAUGGUGCUGGGGGAGAACAUGGUGGUGGUUAUGGUGGGGGUGAAGGAGGUGGAGCUGGAGCUGGUGGAGGCUAUGGUGCCGGGGGAGAACAUGGUGGUGGUUAUGGUGGUGGUCAAGGAGGUGGAGCUGGAGGAGGAUAUGCUGGUGGAGGAGAGCAUGGUGCUAGUGGCUAUGGAGGUGGUGAAGGAGGUGGAGCUGGAGGAGGCUAUGGUGGUGGUGGAGAGCAUGGUGCAGGUUAUGGGGGUGGUGAAGGUGGUGGUGCCGGAGGAGGCUAUGGAGCUGGUGGAGAGCAUGGCAUCGGUUAUGGAGGAGGUAGUGGAGGUGGAGGUGGAGCAGGCUACGGUAGUGGAGGAGCGCAUGGAGCUGGAGGAGGUGCUGGUGGAGGAGCAGGAGGUGGAGCAUACGGUGGGGGUGGAGGUGGUGGCAUAGGGGGAGGAGGUGGAUAUGGAGAAGGUGGUGCCCACGGUGGUGGUUUUGGAGGAGGUGGUGGAAGUGGUGGUGGCCAUGGUGGUUAUGUUCCCUAA